AUGGUUGGGAAUAGGACAGCUAAUGGUGGGAAAGUACACAAUACUUUACUCUUAUCUGAACGGAUAUCAAUAUUGACAAUCAACACAAGCCCAAUUAAUAUUUGUUUAAUAAAUGGACACGCACCCACAGAAAUAAGAGAUGACAACGUGAAAGACGACUUUUGCGACAAAUUGACCGAAAUAUAUGAGAGUAUCACGGGAAAUGUAAUAAAGAUUAUAUUGGGUGACAUUAAUGUAAAGUGUAGACGGGAACAGCAAUAUUUCUCUUGCAUAGGAAAGAAAAGUUUGUAUAGUCACAGUAACGAUAAUGACCAACGAAUGAUAUCUUUCGCAACAUCAAAUGGAUUGACUGUCAGUAACACUACGUUCCCGCACAAAGAUAUUCAUAAAGCCACGUGGAGGUCACCGGAUGAGAAUAACCAUACACAGUGUAGAACUAGAAACUUUUUUAGAGUUAUUACACAGUUUAAGCAAUUCAAUCCAAACUGGAAUGCAAUUAGAGACCAAACCGGGCAAAUAUUAAUGAAGUCAGAGUCAAGAGCUGAGAGAUGGAAGGGAUAUUUUGCAAAAUUACUAAAUGGUAUAAUCAGCCAGUACCUACAGUACACCGAGUAUGAAAGAGUGGAGCCACACGUAGAGAAUGUUAGUCUAGAAGAAGUGAAAAUCUCAAUAUUUGGUCUGAAAAAUUGGAAAGCACCGGAUACCGACAAUAUUCCAGCAGAAUUCAUAAAAUACGGAGGCGAGGAGCUACACAUACAAAAUCUACAGAUUGUGUCAGCAAAUAUGGGCAGGAGAACGAAUAAUGGACAGUUGAAAUGA
Messenger RNA from Sipha flava (yellow sugarcane aphid), 819 nucleotides. RefSeq lists its product as uncharacterized. Lineage: Eukaryota; Metazoa; Arthropoda; Insecta; Hemiptera; Aphididae. The transcript has 3 exons. The record is from RefSeq and is a predicted model, not a curated record. Bases 1 to 819 code for a protein of 272 amino acids.